AUGAUUUCUUUUUUUUCUUAUUCUACUUACUUUUGUCCAUUUAACUAUCUAAGUUAUUAUGAUUUCUUGAAUUGUUCAAGUAUGAAAUUAAUUGGUGAAGAAGAUUUAUCAGCCUUAAGCUCUGUUUUAGCAAAAUACACUAAUCUCUCAAAUCUUGAACUUAAUCUUGAAAAUUAAAUUGGUACAAGUUCAAUUGGCUUAUCAAGCUUAGGUUCUGCUUUAGUAAACUGUACUGACCUGUCAAAUUUGACUCUUAAUUUUCGUAAAAAUAAAAUUGGUUAAGAAACUGCAUCAGAUUUGGCUUCUGCUUUAGCAAAGUGCACUAAUCUCUCAUAUUUAACACUUUUUCUAAGUGGAAACUAAAUUGGUGCAAAGGGUAUGCCAAACUUAGUUUCUGGUUUAGUAAAAUGCACUAAUCUCUUAAAUUUGACUCUUGAAAUUGGUGGAAAUAAAAUUGGCCAAGAAGGUGCAUUAAUCUUAGCUUCUGCUGUAUCAAAAUUCACUAGCAUCUAAACAAUGACCCUUGAUGUUACUUGUAAUUAUAUUUAUGCAAAGGGGGCAUCAUCUUUAUGUUUUGCUUUAACAUAAUGUAGAAAUCUUUAAAAUUUGAUACUUAACUUUAGCAGAAAUAAAAUUGGUGACAAAGGUAUGUUAGAAUUAGGUUCUUCUAUAGCUAACUUCAUUAAUCUAUCUAGUUUCACUCUUAAUCUUCGUGAUAAUAAAAUUUAUAAUGAAGGUACAUUAGAAUUAGGUUUUGCUUUAGCUAAGUGCAUUAAUCUCUAAAAUUUGACUCUUUAUCUUUAUAAUAAUAAAAUUGGAUAUAAAGGUGCCUCAGGCUUAGGUUUUGCUUUAUCAAACUGCACUUAUCUUUAAAAGUUGACUAUUGAUCUUCAUUGGAAUAAAAUGGGUACGAAAGAUACAUCAUGCCUAGAUUUAGCUUUAGAAAAUUUCACUUAACUCACAUAUUUGAACCUUAAUCUUAAUUGUAAUAGUAUUAAUGAUGAAUCUGCAUGUAGCUUGAUUUCUGGUAUAGUAAAGUGUAUCAAUCUCUCAAAUUUAGAACUUCAUCUUUGUUAUAUAUAACUUAGUGCGAAGAGUGUAUCAUUCUUAGGUUCUGCUUUAGCAAAAUGCACUAAUCUCUCAAAUUUGUUACUUUAUUUAAGUAUGUCUCACUAAUAAAGUUCUUCUCCAAACUUAAUGAAAAAAAUUCUUAAAUUAAAGAGAUUAGUCGUUAAAAGUAUAUAUUUAUAUUGA
Messenger RNA from Tetrahymena thermophila SB210, 1254 nucleotides. Its product is annotated as cyclic nucleotide-binding domain protein. Gene Ontology annotation, molecular function: protein binding. The transcript is spliced from 13 exons. NCBI's taxonomy places the organism in Eukaryota, Ciliophora, Oligohymenophorea, Hymenostomatida, Tetrahymenidae. The record is from RefSeq and is a predicted model, not a curated record.